Microthlaspi erraticum is the source of this 1020-nucleotide messenger RNA. The record is from the annotation of a GenBank genome assembly. Lineage: Eukaryota; Viridiplantae; Streptophyta; Magnoliopsida; Brassicales; Brassicaceae.
AUGAUGAAGCUGCAAGGAGGACUUCUCCAAUGGAGUCCUAGCAGCUUAAUUCCGUCGAUUAACACUAGAAUCAAAACAACCCAUCUCUCUAUCUCCGCCUGUGUCGUCGAGCGGAACCGCGAGCUGACGGCGAGAGAGAGGCGGCAGCUCCGGAACGAGCGGCGCGAGAGCAAAUCGGGUUACAGCUGGCGAGAAGAAGUUGAGGAGCGGCUGAUUAAGAAACCGAAGAAACGGUAUGCGACGUGGACGGAAGAGCUGAAUUUGGAUACUUUGGCUGAGUCGGGUCCGCAAUGGUGGGUGGUUCGGGUUUCGAGACUUCGUGGUCAGGAGACUGCUCAAGUCUUAGCUCGAGCUCUUGCUCGUCAAUUCCCUGAAAUGGAAUUCACGGUUUAUGCUCCAGCUGUACAGGUGAAGAGAAAGCUAAAGAACGGUUCUUUAUCUAUUAAACCGAAACCUGUGUUCCCUGGUUGCAUUUUCAUCAGAUGUAUAUUGAACAAAGAGAUCCAUGACUCCAUUAGAGACUGUGAAGGAGUCGGAGGUUUCAUAGGCUCUAAAGUUGGAAACACCAAGAGACAGAUAAACAAACCGAGACCAGUAGACGACAGUGAUUUGGAAGCAAUUUUCAAACAAGCAAAAGAAGAACAAGAGAAAGCAGACCUUGAGUUCGAUGAGCUACAAAGAGCUGAAGAAGAAGAAGCGAUUUUAGCCUCACAGAAACUUCUUCUUGAAUCGAAUUCAGAUGUUAUCGAGAAUGUAGAAUCUCUCGCAGAGACUAAAACGAAAAGAUCCCCGAGAAAAGCUACUCCUGUUACUGAAACAAAGGAGAAGAAGGAGAAGAAGAAGAAACUUGCAGCUGGUUCUACAGUUCGAGUUUUAUCAGGGACGUUCGCUGAAUUCGUUGGCAACCUAAAGAAACUGAACCGGAAAACAGCAAAGGCAACGGUGGGAUUUACUUUGUUUGGAAAGGAGACUCUAGUGGAAAUUGACAUCAAUGAACUUGUUCCUGAGAUUCAAUCUUGA